UGCGGUGAUGGCGGUGGCGUUGGACGCAGUGUGUGUGCGGGUGAAGGGUGUCUGCAAGCAGAACGGACUGCUCAUCCUCUCCGUGCUGGCUGUCGUCAUCGGCUGCUUGCUCGGGUUCUUCCUGCGCACCAAGCAGCUUUCUGAGCAGGAAGUGAAGUAUUUCCAGUUUCCAGGAGAGCUGCUCAUGAGGAUGCUGAAGAUGCUGAUUCUGCCCCUCGUUGUUUCCAGUCUCAUGUCAGGUCUAGCAGCUCUGGAGCCGAAGUGCUCGAGCAGGUUAGGUCUCAUCACCAUCUCCUACUACCUCUGGACCACAUUCUUGGCGGUGGUGGUCGGCAUCGUAAUGGUUCUCAUCAUCCACCCAGGGGGUGUGGCCCAGAAAGAGGACUCUGAGGACAGCAGCAAACCUAUCAUGAGCUCGGCUGACGCCCUACUCGACCUCAUACGGAACAUGUUUCCUGCCAAUUUGGUUCAAGCUACAUUUCAGCAGUAUCGCACUAACAGCAAACCCGUGAUGAAGACCCUGAAGGCAACAGAGAGCGUGAGUGUGACACACCGUACGCUCAUAUACAAUCUCCAAGAUGACACCGGCAACAGUGACAAUAGCAGUGAUGUUCGCAACUUCCGCCUGGACCUGACGCCUCCUCCUGAUGUUGUGAUGCGCACUGAACCUGGAACGAGCGAGGGCAUGAACGUGCUGGGCAUUGUCAUCUUCUCUGCUACUAUGGGCAUUAUGCUGGGCAGGAUGGGUCCUAACGGCAGUGCGCUUGUAAACUUCUGUCAAAGUCUUAACGAGGCUGUGCUCAAAAUCGUUGCCAUUGUUAUCUGGUACUUUCCGUUUGGGAUCGUGUUCCUCGUGGCUGGAAAAAUCCUGGAAAUGAGUGAUCCUUCUGAUAUGGGCAAGAAACUAGGAUUUUACGCCAUCACCGUGGUGAUGGGUCUGAUCCUGCAUGGGCUCUUCAUUCUGCCCAGCAUGUACUUCUUCAUCACCAAGAAAAGCCCAAUCGUUUACAUCCGGGGAAUCCUCCAGGCUCUGCUCAUCUCUCUGGCCACCUCGUCCAGCUCUGCUACGCUGCCCAUCACUUUUAAGUGCCUGCUGGAGAACAACCACAUCGACCGGCGCAUCAUUCGCUUCGUGUUGCCAGUCGGCGCCACCAUAAACAUGGACGGCACGGCGCUGUACGAGGCGGUGGCGGCCAUCUUCAUCGCUCAGGUCAACAACUACGAGCUGGACUUUGGCCAGAUCAUCACCAUCAGCAUCACAGCUACUGCGGCGAGUAUCGGUGCGGCAGGCAUCCCGCAGGCUGGCCUGGUUACCAUGGUGAUAGUGCUCACCUCUGUCGGCUUGCCAACUGAUGACAUCACACUCAUCAUUGCUGUGGACUGGGCGCUGGACCGGUUUCGCACUAUGGUGAACGUGAUGGGAGAUGCGCUCGCUACAGGAAUCAUGGCGCACAUCUGUAGAAAGGACUUCAUGCAGGAGGGGGAUGGAGUUCCUCUAAAAUGCGAGACGAAGCCUGUCCACAUCCAGCAGCUGAUAAACUGCCAGCAGAAUAACGGCAGUUUCCAGCCACUUCCAGCAGGAGGCAAACCUGAGCUCAUUUCCCCGGACGUUGCCCGUCUCAUGCAGCUAGAGGAAGGAGUGCGACCUCCGCCUCCUGAGAGGAAAAUUCCCCCAGUGCCCCCACGACACCUUAAACACAAGGACAAGGAGCACUGCUCCAUCGACAUGAACGGCCUCGAGACCAACGUAUAGCAGUCAUGUUGGACCACCUGGACACGAAGUACACACACACACACACACACACA
Messenger RNA from Clarias gariepinus (North African catfish), 1806 nucleotides. RefSeq names its product solute carrier family 1 member 7b (gene slc1a7b). Gene Ontology annotation, molecular function: glutamate:sodium symporter activity; neutral L-amino acid transmembrane transporter activity; L-glutamate transmembrane transporter activity. Gene Ontology annotation, cellular component: plasma membrane. NCBI's taxonomy places the organism in Eukaryota, Metazoa, Chordata, Actinopteri, Siluriformes, Clariidae. Gene Ontology annotation, biological process: L-glutamate transmembrane transport. The coding region runs from base 8 to 1753 and encodes 581 amino acids. The record is from RefSeq and is a predicted model, not a curated record. The transcript has 11 exons.